AUGCCAGAAACGAUUGCUACAAAGAAUUUGAAAGAUGGACAACAGGAGGAACAAGAGUUGGCCUCCAAAGCUCUUCGUAUACAAAAUAAACGCUUUUAUCUGGAUAUCAAACAGAACAAAAGAGGCCGUUUUGUUAAAAUUACAGAAGUUGGCACUGGAGGCCAGAAAUCGCGCAUUUUGAUGUCAAUGCCUGUUGCUUUAGAAAUGAAAGAAAAGAUAAAUAAACUGAGUGACACAUAUAGCCAACUUCCCUCGCACAAUCGGGAAUCACUUGCUCAAGAUGGGCGUAUUGCAUCAGACAUCAUUGUUCGCGAUAGUAGACGCUAUUAUCUUGAUCUCAAGGAGAAUGAACGUGGUCGUUUUCUGCGUCUUGCUAUGCUUUCUAUGGGUGUACGUGUACAAAUCGCUAUUCCAGCUCAGGGUAUGAUUGAGUUGCGCAAUGCACUGGCUGAUCUUAUACAAAAUUAUUCAGGAGAUACAGAAAAUGACAUAUUUUCAGACCUACCUGAAUCUAAAGUACUCUUUGUUGGCAAUAAAACAUUCUACUUUGAUGUUGGUUCAAAUCGAUUUGGCAUAUUUUUGCGUAUCUCUGAAGUUCGUGCCAACAUUCGUUCUUCAGUAACUAUACCUGAACAACACUGUACACGAUUCUGUGAUAUUAUUACUGAAUUGGCUAGCAAAAUGUCUACUCAGAAGUUAACUAAUGGUGUGUCUGAGAAUGGUAACACUUCUGAUCAACCUGAGGAAACAGUGAAGGAGUCAAUAGAAAAUGAAAAUGGAGAGGUUCCAUCAGCUGCAUCAUAAUGUGUUUGUUUGUUUGUUUUUGGUGGGUUUUGUUUCCCUCGUGACUUUGAUCUCUCUCAACAAUGCUUAUUAUGGCAUUUAUUAGCACUAAUAAUUGUGAUGCAUGUUAAUCUGUGUUCACUUAUAAUAAUAUUUGUUUUUACUUUUCAAUGUUUUAAUGUGUUUUACUUUAAUAUUUAUUUUUUUCCUUUUUUUGAAAAAAAUAUGUAAUAGUUAUUUUAUCUUUUAUUUAUAUGAAUUAGUUUUGUCUUUUCUUAAUAUUAGUUUUAUUUAUUUAUUUAUUUUUUUCUUAUGCAUGCCGAUCGUUCAAAUUAUAAUUAUUAAUAAUAUCAUUAUUAUUAUUAUCAUCAUCUGUGUGUGUGUGUAUUUUAUGUCUUAUUGGGAAAUGCACAACACAAUCCUCAUAAUAAUCUCAAUCAUCAUUAUAUGACUUCAAAGUAUCAUAUACAAAUAUAUAAUAAUAA
Messenger RNA from Trichobilharzia szidati, 1268 nucleotides. Lineage: Eukaryota; Metazoa; Platyhelminthes; Trematoda; Strigeidida; Schistosomatidae. The record is from the annotation of a GenBank genome assembly.